GGAGGUGUAGUUGACAUUUGAACAUACCUUUCUUUUGGAUUUAUAUAUCCCUUCCCCCCAUCCCAUAUAACUCAAGCUCUGGUUUACUUCUUUCAUUACUUCCACUCGCGGGGAUCUUCAUCAUCACCAUGAAGUUCUUUGGCAUCGCCGCCAUCGUUGCGGGCCUUCUUGCCCCUUCACUCGUUCUCGGUGCUCCCGCACCUGGCAAUGAGGGGAGGAAUCUCCUCACUCCCGUUGAUAAGAGACAGGACUUCCAGGCCGAAGGUUAUGGAGGUGGUGGAGGCGGUGGUUGUAACUCCCCGAGCAACCGGCAGUGUUGGUCUCAAGGAUACAACAUCAACACCGACUAUGAACUCGGAACUCCCAACACCGGCAACACCAGACGAUACACGCUCGACCUCACCGAGACUGACAACUGGAUUGGUCCCGAUGGUGUCAAAAAGGACAAGGUCAUGAUGGUCAACGGCAAGAUCAUUGGGCCUACCCUUCAGGCCGACUGGGGCGACUAUCUCGAGAUCACCGUCAUCAACAGACUGAAGACGAACGGCACCUCGAUCCACUGGCACGGCAUGCACCAGCGCAACUCCAACAUCCAGGACGGCGUCAAUGGCGUGACCGAGUGCCCCAUCCCGCCCAACGGCGGCAGCAAAGUGUACCGCUUCCGGGCCACCCAGUACGGGACCUCGUGGUACCACUCGCAUUUCUCAGCGCAGUACGGCAACGGCAUUGUUGGCUCCAUCGUCAUCAACGGACCGGCCUCGGCCAACUACGACAUCGACCUCGGUCCUUUCCCGCUCAUGGACUACUACUACGAGACGGCCGACCGUAUCGCGCUGCUCACACAGCAUGCCGGUCCUCCGCCUAGCGACAAUGUGCUCUUCAACGGCUUCGCCAAGCACCCGACCACCGGCGCCGGCCAGUACGCCACGGUGUCGCUUACCCCGGGCAAGAAGCAUCGGCUGCGGCUCAUCAACACCUCGGUCGAGAACCACUUCCAACUGUCGCUGGUGAAUCACUCCAUGACCAUCAUCUCGGCGGAUCUGGUUCCCGUGAUUCCCCGCAAGGUCGACAGCCUGCUGCUCGGCGUCGGCCAGCGCUACGAUGUCAUCAUCGAUGCCAACCAGAAUCCCAAACAGGCCGGUUACGGGAACUACUGGUUCAACGUGACGUUUGGUGGCAGCGGCUUUUGCGGUACCUCCCACAACCCGAAGCCGGCCGCCAUCUUCCGGUACCAGGGCGUGCCGAACGCACUGCCGACCAUCCAGGGCGUUGCCCCGCCCGACCACCAGUGCCUGGACCUCAACGACCUGAAGCCCGUCGUUCAACGCAGCUUCAAUACCAACAGCAUCGCCCUCAACCCUGGCAACGAGAUCCCCAUCACGCUCGACGGCUUCGUCUGGCGGGUCAACGGAACGGCCAUCAACGUCGACUGGAACAAGCCGGUGCUGGAGUAUGUUCUGACGGGCGACACCAACUACCCGCAGUCCGAAAACAUCGUCAAGAUCGACGGUGUCAACCAGUGGAAGUACUGGCUGAUCGAGAACGACCCCGAUGGUACCAUCAGCCUGCCGCACCCCAUCCACCUGCACGGGCACGACUUCCUCAUCCUCGGCCGGUCGCCCGACGCGAACGUCAGCAGCCAGACCCGCUACGUGUUCGACCCGGUCGUGGACAUCCCUCACUUGAAUGGCACCAACCCGACGCGGCGCGACGUCGCCAUGCUCCCGGCCAAGGGCUGGCUGCUCAUCGCUUUCCGCACGGAUAACCCGGGUGCGUGGCUGAUGCACUGCCACAUUGCCUGGCACGUGUCGGGCGGUCUGUCGAACCAGUUCCUGGAGCGGGCGCAGGACCUCAAGAACGGCAUCAGCAAUGCGGACAAGAGAGCCUUCAACGACAACUGCAACGCUUGGAGGGGGUACUUCCCUAAUAAUGAUCCUAACCCCAAGAACGAUUCUGGUCUGAGGGUUAUUAGCGGGGUCAAGGCGAGAGAGGUGAAACUGGACUGGUAGAGCAACGUGGUGGGUGAUUGAUAAGUGACGUGGUGUUUGUACAUAUCGGAGAGAGUGAGAGAUUGAGAGCGCCCUACGUGGUUGCUGUGGAGGAUUGU
Molecule: messenger RNA, 2107 nt
Organism: Neurospora tetraspora
Lineage: Eukaryota; Fungi; Ascomycota; Sordariomycetes; Sordariales; Sordariaceae
Product: multicopper oxidase-domain-containing protein
Exons: 2
Coding region: 129-2009 (626 amino acids)
Molecular function (GO): copper ion binding; oxidoreductase activity
Source: RefSeq, a predicted model, not a curated record